Nicrophorus vespilloides is the source of this 1844-nucleotide messenger RNA. RefSeq names its product septin-1. The transcript has 3 exons. The record is from RefSeq and is a predicted model, not a curated record. Gene Ontology annotation, biological process: regulation of exocytosis; cytoskeleton-dependent cytokinesis. Gene Ontology annotation, cellular component: septin complex; synaptic vesicle; cell division site. Bases 721 to 1776 code for a protein of 351 amino acids. Gene Ontology annotation, molecular function: GTPase activity; GTP binding; molecular adaptor activity. Lineage: Eukaryota; Metazoa; Arthropoda; Insecta; Coleoptera; Silphidae.
AUGAUGGCCGUUGAUUAGUUUGGGCCGGCGCCACCGAAGACAGCAUAAAGCAUAGCAUACAAAUCGGGCACGAACAUUGACAUUAUCCGCCCCACCAAUCCACAGCAACGCCAAAUCAAAUCAUUUGUUUUCGGUUGUGUUGUUGUUGCAUUUGUUUUCGUUCGGUUAGGUUUUCAAUAUAAGAGAGAAUCGCGCGGCGCCGGUUGUGCCCAACGAUAAUUCCCAAACAAAAUAACUCAAAUUGGUAAACAUGACCAGCGAAUCGGCGAAAUCUGUAAGUUCUUAGCAUUUAAUUACUUUUAUCUCUCUUCGACGACCGCACUCUGAGUCAUAUCCACUUUCGUCGGGGUUAACAGAACAGAAGAAACAGAAAGAGCGACAGAGACAAAAGAGGGUUACACUCUGUUGUAAACAAAAAAAUAAAAUAAAAGCGAAAUUUCUUGACCAGUCUGUUCACACAGAGCAGGCCGUACGUGUGUAUAAAGCAAAGACCAGACACUCGUGCACGUCUGUUUGUCUUCGUUAACUGUUCCUUCAACGAAUGGGGCCAAAAUCCAAAAGUUGAUGGAAAUUCAAUUUUGUAACAGUACAAUUUCCAUCGCCACUGCAUAUAAGCAAAACCGAAAUCAUAAGCGAACCGUAACAUAACUAUUUUCAGUACCAUUCAGUGUCAGUGCUAUAAUUGCAGUUGCAUCUGAAACGUGAGAUUGUUUAAAUAAGAUGAACAAGUUCUCUGGCCUUGAGACGCCUGGAUAUGUGGGUUUCGCGAACCUGCCGAAUCAGGUGCACAGGAAGUCGGUGAAGAAGGGAUUCGAGUUCACGCUGAUGGUCGUCGGAGAAAGUGGUCUUGGCAAGUCGACACUCGUGAACGCUCUCUUUCUCACCGACCUCUACCCAGAAAGAGUCAUCCCGGAUGCCGUCGAGAAGAGCAACCAGACGGUUAAGUUGGAACCAUCGACAGUUGAGAUCGAGGAGCGCGGCGUUAAACUGCGAUUGACUGUCGUCGAUACGCCGGGUUACGGGGAUGCUAUUAAUAACACCGAUAGUUUCACCGAGAUCAUCAGCUAUAUUGAUGAUCAGUUUGAGAGGUUCCUGCGGGACGAGUCGGGCUUGAACCGUAAGAACAUCAUGGACAAUCGGAUCCACUGCUGCUUCUACUUCAUCUCCCCGUUCGGACACGGUCUGAAGCCGUUGGACAUCGAGUUCAUGAAACAACUGCACAAUAAAGUCAAUAUAGUUCCUGUCAUUGCCAAAGCCGAUGUACUGACCAAGAAGGAGAUGCUUAAGCUGAAGACGACGGUGCUGGACGAGAUCGCGAAGAACGGUAUCAGAAUUUAUUCGCUACCGGAAUGCGACUCGGAUGAGGACGAGGAGUACAAGGAGCAGGUGAGACAACUGAAGCAGGCCGUACCCUUCGCCGUCUGCGGGGCGAACACACUGAUGGAGGUGCGCGGCAGGAAGGUUAGAGGAAGGUUGUACCCAUGGGGUGUGGUGGAAGUCGAGAAUCCCGACCAUUGCGAUUUCAUCAAAUUACGCACGAUGCUCAUAACACACAUGCAGGAUUUGCAAGAGAUCACGCAACAGGUACACUACGAGAACUAUAGAUCUGAGCGACUGGCUAAAGGCGCUCCGCCGCCGCCCAAGCGCAAUACCAUAAUCGACGACAAGAACGGUGCCUUAAAUGAUAAAGAUAGGAUCCUGCAGGAGAAGGAAGCUGAGCUUAAGCGAAUGACAGAAUUAUUAGCUCAAAUGAAGGUUCAAAUGCAACAGCAAUAAUCUCACAUCAUAUCAACUGAAACGUUAUUUUAUUUCUUCUAAUCCGCGACAGCAACAAAGACAAUGGA